AUGGCUUUUAACGAGGCAAUACCCAAAGACGAGCCAAACAAAUACCGACACCUCAAACCGUUAUACAUCUCGGCUCAUAUGGAGGGUGUGCCCGUGUCCAAGGUCUUCGUUGACUAUGGGGCGACAAUCAACAUCCUUCCCUAUUCCCUGAUGAAGAAGCUGGAUAAGUCAAAGGAAGACCUCAUCCCCAGCGAUGUGGUCAUGAGCAGCUUUGUCGGCGAUAAAUCUAAGACCAUCGGGGUGUUGCCGUUAAAAAUCACUGUGGCUGACCAGACGAGAGUCGCGGCCUUCUACGUGGUCGAAUCUAGCAUGGACUACAAUAUAUUGCUCGGUCGUGACUGGAUCCAUCAGUCUGGAUGCAUACCGUCCUCCCUCUUCCAACUGUUGUUCUUCUGGGACGGCCAGAGGGUGUCCAUACACCCGGCCGACAAAAAGCCCUUUGAAACCAACGCCGUGUAA
Molecule: messenger RNA, 459 nt
Organism: Prunus armeniaca (apricot)
Lineage: Eukaryota; Viridiplantae; Streptophyta; Magnoliopsida; Rosales; Rosaceae
Source: the annotation of a GenBank genome assembly